Trachymyrmex cornetzi is the source of this 1465-nucleotide messenger RNA. RefSeq names its product doublesex-Mab related 99B (gene dmrt99B). Bases 59 to 1465 code for a protein of 468 amino acids. Lineage: Eukaryota; Metazoa; Arthropoda; Insecta; Hymenoptera; Formicidae. The transcript has 8 exons. Gene Ontology annotation, biological process: regulation of transcription by RNA polymerase II; sex differentiation. Gene Ontology annotation, molecular function: DNA-binding transcription factor activity, RNA polymerase II-specific; RNA polymerase II cis-regulatory region sequence-specific DNA binding; protein binding. The record is from RefSeq and is a predicted model, not a curated record. Gene Ontology annotation, cellular component: nucleus.
CGAGUGGGCCGAGUGAGCCGAGUGAACCACCGAGAGUUAACGUCCAACAGCUGUGAUCAUGUCGUUACCCCGUGGCGUCGGUCUCGGCGUCGACGUGGGCCAACUGAUGCAGCACCAGCAACAGCAACAGCAACAUCACGUGCUGCCGGCCGCGUUCUUCCUGCGCGCCAGUGCCGAGAGGUAUCAACGGACCCCAAAGUGCGCGCGAUGUCGUAAUCACGGGGUCGUGUCCGCGCUCAAGGGACACAAGCGCUAUUGCCGAUGGCGGGAUUGCGUCUGUGCCAAGUGCACCCUUAUCGCCGAGAGACAACGCGUCAUGGCUGCUCAGGUCGCGCUGAGACGGCAACAGGCCCAGGAAGAGAGCGAGGCGCGCGAGUUGGGCCUGCAAUUGCAAUACAAUGCCGGCAGCUGCAAUACUGCCCCGGUUCUACCGGCGAGCGCCGGUGCGACGCCAGCUGGCAGUCCGCCCCCGCACCCGGCCGCGGCCGCGACUCACGUAGCUGCUGAAUGUGCGGCUCUCCUACCUACGAGGAAGAGGUCCACCCAAGAUGAAUAUCGGCAGUCCAAGGUGGAAAAGAGUGAUGCUGUUAUCGGCUUAAAGCGACCUAGAAUCUCCGAAAACACGACGAUCUUAUCGACCAGCGAUACGGGCAAUGAAGACGAUCGUGAUUCUGAUUCCGGUGGCGAAUUACGAACCGAUCGUUCAUUAGUGGUGUCGACGUCGUCGGGAAUAGCGGAGUCUGAAGCGACGGCGAGAAAACGCACUAAUAGCCUAAAUGAUUCGGAAGAGGGUAGUCCAGAACCGGGCUCGCAGAGUCCGACGCACACUCCGCCACUGACACCCGCCUUGACACCGCAAAGGGAGGACACUCCGGCGCCAGAAAAUCUCAGUUUACGCAAAAGUGGCAGUCCCCCACAGACGCAACAGACUUUGCAACCGGUAGAUUUGGUUCAACCUAGGCCUAGUCCUCCACUACCCCCGUUAGCUGCCGCGACGACGGUUCAUUUUCCUCCUUAUGCACCUCUCUACGGGCCGACGGCGAGCUCGCUAGCGUAUUGCUCGCCGGCGCUUUAUCAGCACCAGCAUCACCACCACAUCCCCGAGUCGCGGGAAAUUCAGAUGCAGAUGCAAAUGCAAAGUAUCCAGCAGACUUGUGGACUGCAGCUACAGCAGCAGCAGCAGCAGCAGCAACAGCAGCAACAACAGCAGCAACAACGUUCACCGGUGGACGUUCUACUGCGUGUAUUCCCUGGGAGACGUCGCGCCGAUGUCGAAGCGCUUCUUCAUCGUUGCAAAGGCGACGUGGUGUCUGCCAUGGAGGUGCUGAUCUGCGAGGACAGUCUGCCCAAGUCGGCGUUCUCGCCCCUGGCGGCCGCCAGUCUACAUGCCAAUGGUACUGGCGGCGACGCCUAUCGGGAGACCAGUCCCGAUGAUGCCAGCGAUAAGACCAGUUACUCCGAGUGA